Molecule: messenger RNA, 1095 nt
Organism: Clupea harengus (Atlantic herring)
Lineage: Eukaryota; Metazoa; Chordata; Actinopteri; Clupeiformes; Clupeidae
Gene: septin6
Product: septin-6-like
Exons: 6
Coding region: 179-955 (258 amino acids)
Molecular function (GO): GTP binding
Source: RefSeq, a predicted model, not a curated record
UUGUUUCCCCAGUUACAAACCUAUCGUGGAGUUCAUUGACACCCAGUUUGAGGCCUACCUUCAGGAGGAGCUCAAGAUCAAGCGCACCCUCCACAGCUACCACGACACACGUGUCCACGCCUGCCUCUACUUCAUCGCCCCCACGGGACACUCGCUCAAGUCUCUGGAUCUUGUCACCAUGAAGAAGCUGGACAGCAAGGUCAACAUCAUCCCUAUCAUUGCCAAAUCGGAUGCCAUUUCCAAGAGUGAGCUCACCAAAUUUAAGAUCAAGAUCACAAGCGAACUGGUCAGCAAUGGAGUUCAGAUUUACCAAUUCCCCACAGACGACGAGACCGUGGCUGAGAUCAACUCCACCAUGAAUGGCCAUUUGCCGUUCGCUGUGGUGGGCAGCACUGAGGAAGUGAAGAUCGGGAACAAGAUGGUGAAAGCGAGGCAGUAUCCCUGGGGGACGGUGCAGGUGGAGAAUGAGAAUCACUGUGACUUCGUGAAGCUGAGGGAGAUGUUGGUCCGGGUGAACAUGGAGGAUCUGAGGGAGCAGACGCACACACGCCACUACGAGCUCUACCGCCGAUGCAAGCUGGAGGAGAUGGGCUUCAAAGACACCGACCCCGACUGCAAACCCUUCAGUCUGCAGGAGACCUACGAGGCCAAGAGGAACGAGUUCAUGGGGGAGCUUCAGAAGAAGGAGGAGGAGAUGCGGCAGAUGUUCGUGCAGCGAGUGAAGGAGAAGGAGUCUGAGCUGAAGGAGGCAGAGAAGGAGCUGCAUGAGAAGUUUGACCGCCUGAAGAAGCUGCACCAGGAUGAGAAGAAGAAGUUGGAGGACAAAAGGAAGUCUCUGGAUGAUGAGCUCAACAAUUUCAAGCAGAAGAGGACUGCUGCUGACCUCCUGCAGUCCCAGGCCCAGCAGGCAGGGGGCUCCACCACACUCAAGAGGGAUAAAGAGAGGAAAAAGUAAGUCAAGCGCUCCUUCUCUUGCCUCUGCCACACAUUCACUCUCACUGAGCUGGAUCAAACACACAUGUAGACAGCUGGAUCAAAGACACCUUUAGACAGCUGGAUCAAACACACAUGUAGACAGCUGGAUCAAACACACAU